This is a messenger RNA of Lentinula edodes (shiitake mushroom), 1528 nucleotides long. RefSeq lists its product as uncharacterized. The coding region runs from base 363 to 1370 and encodes 335 amino acids. Lineage: Eukaryota; Fungi; Basidiomycota; Agaricomycetes; Agaricales; Omphalotaceae. The record is from RefSeq and is a predicted model, not a curated record. The transcript has 4 exons.
GGCGCAGGGUCACAUUUAUGCCUUAUGGGACAAAAGGGAUCCGGAUGCAGCCCUUUUACUCAUCUAACAGUGACUCCGACUCCAACCCUGCACUUUACCUGUCCCAAAACAGCCUUGAACAGCACUGAACAGCAUCCCUCAAGGACCCUGGAAGCACCUGCAAAACUCCACCCACCCAGGUGGCCUGAAGUAUGCUAUGAUUUUGGCUUGGAGCUAAUUCAGAUGGGGUCCUCUCCCUCACCAUAUCGCAUCGUCCCUAAGCUUUUCCGCUUGCUAUUUCUAUCUUACACAAACUUCCCCAUUGAACUAAUUGAAGAACGCCAACGGGGUGCGUUAAUUUACUAAGGAGCAUCUAUGAAGGGAUGAGGAACUGGGUGUGGCAUCAGCUCCUCCUGUUGGUAGUACUAAUAUUUUCGCAAGUGGCAUUAAAAGAGCUUAGAAGGUGCGAAUCCCCCCUUAUUCCCAUCAUUCCCUUCUACCACUGCUGGUCAGUCAAACCCCGACUUCACUUUUGUUGUUCUUUCUACCCAAGCACCAACGAUCUCUCUAUCAUUCCCAAUUUCUUUCUUCCCUUUUCCGCAGCCUUUUUGGUUGUUGCCUUUCGAGUUUUUCUACAAUUUCCGUUCCAACUCGCGAUGUGUUUCGCCCUCUGGGCUUAUGUCGCCUUUUUUUCCCUUCUUUCUGUUGUAUAUGCUGCACCUCGAUUCAACGCCCGUGCGGGUUCCGAUGAAGGCUCUCCCUCAGAGCCUCCCAAUAAAAAGAUCAAAUUAGAACCUGGUACCCAGGCGGUAAAGCAAGAAUCGCCCGCCGUAAAAGCAGAAUCGCCCGCCGUAAAAGCAGAAUCGCCCGCCGUAAAAGCAGAAUCGCCCGCCGUAAAAGCAGAAUCGCCCGCCGUAAAAGCAGAAUCGCCCGCCGUAAAAGCAGAAUCGCCCGCCGUAAAAGCAGAAUCGUUCUCGCCUCCUCCCAUGAACCCGCGUGAAGUUGUGCACAUUUCGUUCAUCGACAAGGGGAAACUCAAAGGACAACAUUGGUUCCCGUUUGAACAACGCGAUAAAGAUCUUCUCGAAGCUCUGAUUAGAAGAGCAGCCAGGGAAACAUGGAGUUGGACAGAGGGCCGAAUUCAAAACAUGGCAUUUGAAUAUCCAGAUCAGACUCAUCAUUAUACCGGGAUCAUGAAAAGAUACUUUUUCAAAGGUCCAUUCAAGCAAUGCGGCGAACGCGACGAUGAAGAAUGCAUAGCUGAAAUUGUAGAUUUCUAUGAUAAGCAGGACCCUCCCCGUGGAGAGGGAUCUAUUUAUCUACGUAAAAGAGGGGUUCGAGGCUUCAUAGGUGACAAAGGAGACAAAAUCUUUCAAACUCCCUAUGACUGAUACUAAGUUCUUUUGCGUUGCUUGACGUGAACAGACGCAUUUUGUGAUGAAGUCCUUUUUCAUCGCUGUCGUUGAAUGCACUUGAUCAAGUACAGGAUGUCCCAGGGGUUUCGUUAGGAUGGGUCUACGCAAUUAUGAUCUUAUAUAACGUUGUGUAC